AUGAAUUUUCGUCGUCUUCAUGAUAUAUUCUUGAUAGAAAUUUAUUCACAUGACUCAAUGAUUUUCGUUACAGUGCAAUCUCUUGUAAACAUUCCUCUCAAUGCCAAUUGGGAAUCCAAUGGAAUCACCGUCGCUGGUGGCAACAGAAAAGGUCCUUUAUCAAAUCGAUUUUCUCAACCUAUUGGUCUUUAUGUAGAUGAGGAUCAAACGAUUUAUAUAGCGGACUAUGGCAAUCACAGUAUUGUAGAAUGGAAAUGUAAUGCAACAAGUGGGAAAGUGGUGGCUGGCGGCAAUGGGCCAGGAAAUGGAAUUAAUCAAUUGAAUAAUCCAACCGACGUGAUUGUUGACAAUGCGACAGAUAGUCUAAUCAUUUGUGAUAAGGGAAAUCGGCGAAUCGUGCAAUGGUUUCGUCGCAGUGGCACAAUUGGGCAAUCAAUUAUCGAGAAUAUUCACUGUAGCAGAUUGAAGAUGGAUGACCAGAAAUUUCUGUAUGUCACGGACAAUAAAGAGAAUUCAGUUCUACGGUAUCGAAUGGGAGAAAAACAUGGACAAGUGGUGGCAGGUGGCAACGGACGUGGUGAUGGUCUGAAUCAACUGAAUUGUCCUACAGGCAUCUUUGUAGAUCAAGACUAUUCUGUGUACAUAUCGGAUUGGGGAAAUAAUCGUGUGAUAAAAUGGAUGAAUGGUGCUAAAGAAGGGAUUGUCGUAGCUGGUGGUCAAAACGAAGGCAAUGAUAUAGCGCGAUUGUCUCGUCCACAGGGAGUGAUUGUCGAUGCAUCAAGUACAGUCUAUGUGGCAGACGGAUGGAAUAAUCGAAUAAUGCGCUGGUGUAAAGGAGCUACAGAAGGAAACAUCAUUGCUGGUGGAAACGGUCGAGGAGACAAAGCAAACCAGUUGCAUGAGGUCAUGGGCUUGUCAUUUGAUCGAGAUGGGAAUAUCUAUGUUGUCGAUCAAAAGAAUUAUCGAAUACAAAGAUUCAAUAUCAGAAUAAAUCGAGCUUGA
Rotaria sp. Silwood2 is the source of this 1002-nucleotide messenger RNA. Lineage: Eukaryota; Metazoa; Rotifera; Eurotatoria; Philodinida; Philodinidae. The record is from the annotation of a GenBank genome assembly.